AUGGCAUGCCCGGCUCUUAAACACGGGAACCUCGUUUUGCAAGAUGGUUCUGAUGUCAAAAUGCUGUGGCAGAGUUUUCAGCACCCUUCAGAAUCGCUCUUACAGCAGAUGAAAUUGAGCAGUGAUCAAAGUACGGGUGAAAAGGUCGUGUUAAAAUCAUGGAGAAGCCCUUCUGAUCCAUCAGUCGGAAACUUUUCGGCGGGGGUUGAUCUCCAAACUGUCCCGCAAUUGACCGUGUGGAAUGGUAACUACAAAUACUGGCGUAGUGGUCCAUGGGACAAUCAGGUUUUCACUGGAGUAGAAUCCAUGACUUCUACUUAUCAAAGUAGGGUUAUUGUUGAUGAUGACAACGAAGGAAGUGUAACCAUGUCCUUCACUUUUGUGGAAGGUAUGACCUCAUUCUUUCGCCUCAAUCCAGAUGGAAGUCUAGUGCAGAUAUAUUGGGCAGAAGAGAAACAAGAUUGGGAAGUCACCUGGUCGAGUCUAGAAACUGAGUGUGGAGUUUAUGGCAAGUGUGGCCCAUUUGGAAGCUGCAAUUCAAGGACGCCCCAAAUUUGUACCUGUUUGCCAGGAUUUGAGCCUGCACACGAAGAUGCAUGGAAACGAGGGAACUUCAGUGGCGGGUGUGUGAGGAGGUUGCUUUUGCAGUGUGAGGGAAUGGAACUGAAGCUCACAACAAUGAAGUUGCCAGACUUCCAAGAGCUAUCAGACGUUCCAGAAAAUAAGUGUGAAAGCCAGUGUGUGAAUUAUUGUUCCUGCGCAGCUUAUACCUAUCUCAACGGCAUUGGUUGCAUGAUUUGGAAAGGAAAUUUAAUUGAUUUGCAGAAAUUUGACAACGGUGGGGCAGAUCUUUACAUUCGUCUUGCAUCUUCAGAGCUAGAUAAUGAGAGGAAAAAGCGCACAGUAAUUGCAAUUUCAGUGAGCAUCGGGUCAAUUAUCAUGACCAUGUGUGCUUACUUUACAUGGAUGAGGUUGGUUAACCAUAGAGGAAUGGAGAAGUUGAGAAAGGUGCCAUUAUUUCGUAAUUACUCAGAAUUUCAGGAAAAUUCAACAGAAGUCAUUCAAGAAAUUACUGCGAGAGAUGUUAAACUCAAAGAACUACCACUGUGCAAGUUUGAGGAGCUGGCAUUAGCAACGGGCAACUUCAAUUUGACCAAUAAACUUGGGCAGGGUGGUUUUGGCCCUCUUAAUUCUCCUACAUCAAAACUUCAUGGCUAUAUGGCUCCUGAAUAUGCAAUGCAAGGGAGAUUUUCAGAGAAAUCAGAUGUAUUCAGCUUUGGGGUGUUGUUAAUAGAGAUUGUCAGUGGGAAAAGAAACACUGGCUUUUAUAACAACGAACAAGCACUCAGUCUUUUGGGACUGGCAUGGAGAUUGUGGAAUGAAGACAAAAUUGUGACUUUUAUAGACCAAAGAAUUUCUUAUCAAGGCUUUGAAAGUCAAAUCUUGAGAUGCUUACAUGUUGGUUUGUUAUGUGUGCAAGAUUUUGCAGCAGAUAGACCAACAACUUCCAAGGUUCUUUCAAUGCUAAGUAGUGAAACUUCUGCACUUCCCUCACCAAAUCAACCUGCAUUUACUGAGAGACAUGCCUCAUCUAGGACUAGUUCUUCUGAACCAAGCCAUCAAAGAUGUUCUGUGAAUGAUGUUACUGUUACAGUUCUUCGGGGCCGAUAA
Messenger RNA from Thlaspi arvense, 1671 nucleotides. Lineage: Eukaryota; Viridiplantae; Streptophyta; Magnoliopsida; Brassicales; Brassicaceae. The record is from the annotation of a GenBank genome assembly.